AUGUACGCGGGCGGUGACUCAAGCGGAUGGAGCGUAUACAACAGUUAUUACUAUGAAAAGUGGAGUGAAGAUAGACAAUUUUGUGUUGGAGAUACUCUCUUUUUCGAAUACAACAAGCACAUCAACGACGUUAGAGAAGUCAGCAAUGAACUUGACUUCGAAUCUUGCACGCCAACUUCUACUGUAGCCUUGGACAAUACCGGACACGAUCUAGUUAGACUCACCAGACCAGGAGUGCAUGACUUUGUAAACUUAAAGACCGGUCUUUCUCAUGCUGGGAUCAAGCUUCGAAUCACGGUGCAACCAUCAACCGAAAACGUUACUUUGCCGGAUGCUCCCAAGAAGCUGUCUCCUAUUGACUACCUCAACAGGUGGUGGUUACGUUUUUUCAGACCUCAUCACUAG
Capsella rubella is the source of this 405-nucleotide messenger RNA. RefSeq names its product mavicyanin. Gene Ontology annotation, cellular component: plasma membrane. The coding region runs from base 1 to 405 and encodes 134 amino acids. Gene Ontology annotation, molecular function: electron transfer activity. The transcript has a single exon. Lineage: Eukaryota; Viridiplantae; Streptophyta; Magnoliopsida; Brassicales; Brassicaceae. The record is from RefSeq and is a predicted model, not a curated record.